GUCCCAAGCAGACCGGGACCCUCGUACCCACAUUCUUCAGUACCCUUUUUUCGCUUGUUACUUUACUUGUUCCUUUCCUUUUUCACACUCUCAUCGCAAGGGUUCCCCUUCCACCUCACAUGGUUCCGAGGGAAGGGGGUUCACUCUCUUUUUGUCCAAAUUCAGGGUUUGUCUUAGUAAUUAUCCAUUUAUUCAUGUGGGUUUUCCUUUGCCUUCAAUUUUAUUGAAAAUUCGGCGUGAUCGAGGCUAAAAAUGUGUAUAUGUCACUCUGGGUACCCCUAGUGCUUCGUUUCUUUGACAAAAGGAAAACUUUUUCUUAACAAUUUCGCACCUUUUCCCAUGUUUGGGGGGUUUUUGUUAAUCUUGUGAGGGGUUUAGAGCAAUUGGGGAAGUGGGAAUGGACUGCAAGAGGUUUUAAGAAAGGGGGGGUUGACGAUGUCGUUUAGGAGUAUCAUCCUUGAAAGGAAGGGAUUUGAGGUGAAGUUUGGAUAUAGCAUGAGAUCCAGGUCACAGUCACACAGUGAUGCUAUUGCCCAGGAUAGUUUGGUGGUGCUUGAUGGAUUGAAGCAGAGUUGUUGGGCUAACAUGCCCCCUGAGCUUUUGAGGGAUGUGCUCAUGAGAAUUGAGGCCUCUGAGGAUUCCUGGCCUGCCCGGAAACAUGUCGUCGCCUGCGCCGGAGUUUGCCGCAGUUGGAGAGAAAUCAUGAAGGAAAUUGUCAAGUCCCCUCAACUAUCCGGCAAGCUGACAUUCCCAAUUUCCUUGAAGCAGCCUGGUCCAAGGGACUCUCUUCUUCAAUGCUAUAUUAAACGAAAUCGCAGUAAUCAAACAUAUUAUCUGUUUCUUGGUUUAAACCAAGCCUCAACUGAUGAAGGCAAGUUCCUUCUUUCUGCACGCAAGUGCCGACGUGCAACUCACACUGACUAUAUUAUCUCUCUAAACUGUGAUGAUGUAUCAAGAGGGAGUAGUACCUAUAUUGGAAAGUUGAGAUCAAACUUUCUUGGCACCAAAUUCACAGUGUAUGAUGCACACCCUCCAAUUUAUGGAGCCAAAGUUACAAAGUCUCGUUCCACCAGGCUAGUUAGUCUCAAGCAAGUUUCUCCAAGAGUUCCUGCUGGCAACUAUCCCAUUGCUCAUGUGUCAUAUGAUCUGAAUGUUUUGGGCUCUAGGGGCCCUAGAAUAAUGCAAUGUGUUAUGGAUGCCAUCCCUGCCUCAGCUGUUGAACCUGGAGGUGUGGCCCCAACACAGACUCAAUUUCUUCAUAGCAGAAUUGAUACUUCUCCAUCCAUCCCUUUCUUUAGAUCAAAAUCAACCCGGAUGGACAAUCUCCCAACAGUACCUUUGACUUGUCAAAAUGAGGGGACACUGGUAUUACGAAACAAGUCCCCAAGGUGGCAUGAACACCUUCAAUGCUGGUGUCUGAACUUCAAUGGGCGAGUGACAGUUGCUUCAGUUAAAAAUUUCCAGCUGGUUGCUUCUCCCAAAAAUGGAGUUUCUGAGCAGGCUCAGGAAAAUGUAAUUCUACAGUUUGGAAAAGUUGGAAAGGAUGUAUUCACCAUGGAUUAUCAGUAUCCAAUCUCUGCCUUUCAAGCAUUUGCAAUAUGCCUUAGCAGCUUUGACACCAAGAUUGCUUGUGAAUGAUUGCUGGCAUAGACAGAUGUUAACCAGUCGUGCUGCUGAUUGGAAUUGCAGAAACAGUGAUGCGGGUCAAAUACCGACUAUAGAUUUUUCUGCUUUUCUAUUUAGUACAACCAAGUUUCAGAAUCCCCCUCCCCUUCCCUUUCUUUUUAUCUAUUGUAUAUAUGGUUGUUUGUGUGCAUUAUAUUUAACCAGCGCUGAUUUGUAUGUUAUGUUUUUUGUGUGCCAGUUUGCAGACGAAAUUUCUUUCUUUUUUUUUUUUUUUGAGUUUGUAGAUGACCUUGGUUGUGAUUGGUUUGUGAGCUUUCUGGCUGUUUUUGUUUGAUGUCUUUGGCUUUUGCAAUAUACACCUGCAUUUGAAGAGACAAACACAUCCAAGGAAAUCCUAAAAUUGAGUGCAAAUUUUUGCCCUCAAGUCUUGAUUGACAUUUAA
Messenger RNA from Glycine soja, 2068 nucleotides. RefSeq names its product tubby-like F-box protein 3. The coding region runs from base 436 to 1638 and encodes 400 amino acids. The transcript is spliced from 6 exons. Lineage: Eukaryota; Viridiplantae; Streptophyta; Magnoliopsida; Fabales; Fabaceae. Gene Ontology annotation, molecular function: protein binding. The record is from RefSeq and is a predicted model, not a curated record.